Conger conger (European conger) is the source of this 7752-nucleotide messenger RNA. RefSeq names its product nuclear factor 1 X-type. Gene Ontology annotation, biological process: regulation of transcription by RNA polymerase II. The transcript is spliced from 13 exons. The record is from RefSeq and is a predicted model, not a curated record. Gene Ontology annotation, molecular function: RNA polymerase II cis-regulatory region sequence-specific DNA binding; DNA-binding transcription factor activity, RNA polymerase II-specific. The coding region runs from base 681 to 2276 and encodes 531 amino acids. Gene Ontology annotation, cellular component: nucleus. NCBI's taxonomy places the organism in Eukaryota, Metazoa, Chordata, Actinopteri, Anguilliformes, Congridae.
AGAUAGAGUUGGAGAGAAAGGGGAAAAAAGAAGCUGCGGUCGGGUUUGCCAGCGGUCGAGCACGCUCGUCCAACACUGAUUCGGUCCUCUGCUUUUUUUUUUCCACAUUCGGCGCUCCGCACCCCCCCGCUCUCCGCUCGCGCUGCGAGUCUCGCGCUGGGCCCACAGAUCUGAGCAAACACCACGCACCGCUCUGCCAACCGCCGUCCGUCUCCGCUAGCCGGGUUUUUUUUUUAAUACAUAUUUAAACAUACGUACACGAAAAGCGAAAAAGCAAGCGCAUCUAUUUUAAGUGAUUUUAUAAUUUGUCGUUUUUUUUUUUUUUGGGGUACGGGCGCGACACAACUUUUCUUUUUUCUUUCUCUCUGUUUUUUAAACGAGCCUUUUCCCGCUCGCGCUGUCAGCGGUGGUCUUGCGCUGGAGUUGUGCUGUGCCCCCCUUUUCCACUGUCUUUUUUCCCUCUUUUUUUUCCUGCCUCUGCUGGACAGUUAGAGCUUUUUCUACCAUUUUGCCACUGUUCCUUCUCUUUUGUCUCCUCUUAGCUCUCUGUUUUUCCCCAGUUGAAGCGUCAGUAAUAGUUGCAGCUUUUGGUCUUAAGUGACUGAAACAGCAAAGAAGUGGUGGCAGCAGACUUUUUUUUGUUUACCAUCGACGUGCUGAAUUUAUGAUGAGAGUGCAAAAUGGAUGAAUUUCACCCGUUCAUCGAGGCCCUUCUCCCGCACGUGCGCGCCUUCUCCUACACCUGGUUCAACCUGCAGGCCCGCAAGCGCAAGUACUUCAAGAAGCACGAGAAGCGCAUGUCCAAGGACGAGGAGCGCGCGGUGAAGGACGAGCUGCUGGGGGAGAAGCCCGAGAUCAAGCAGAAGUGGGCGUCGCGUCUCCUGGCCAAGCUCCGCAAGGACAUCCGGCCCGAGUUCCGCGAGGACUUUGUGCUCACCAUCACGGGCAAGAAGCCGCCCUGCUGCGUGCUCUCCAACCCCGACCAGAAGGGCAAGAUCCGGCGCAUCGACUGCCUGCGCCAGGCCGACAAGGUGUGGAGGCUGGACCUGGUGAUGGUCAUCCUGUUCAAGGGCAGCCCGCUGGAGAGCACGGACGGCGAGCGGCUGGUCAAGUCGCCCCAGUGCUCCAACCACGGCCUGUGCGUGCAGCCGCACCACAUCGGCGUGUCCGUCAAGGAGCUGGACCUCUACCUGGCCUACUUCGUCCACUCGCCAGAAUCUGGACAAUCAGACAGCUCCAGCCAGCAAGGGGACGCUGACAUCAAGCCACCGCCCAACGGGCACUUGAGUUUCCAGGACUGCUUUGUGACUUCAGGAGUGUGGAACGUCACAGAGCUUGUUCGCGUGUCACAGACUCCAGUUGCUACAGCGUCUGGCCCCAAUUUCUCCCUGGCUGACCUGGAGAGUCCUGGUUACUACAACAUCAACCAGGUGGCCCUGGGGCGACGUUCUAUCACUUCCCCCCCUUCCACCAGGUCUGAGGUGGAGCUAUAUGCAAGUCUUCCACGGAGGUACUCCAAUAAGCGCAAGUCCAUUGACGACAGUGAAAUGGAGAGCCCGGUGGAUGAUGUCUUCUAUACUGGCCGCUCGCCUGCCGCCAGCAGCUCCCAGUCCAGUGGCUGGCCAAACGAUGUGGACACAGUGCAGCACCAUUUGGCGAAUGUGCAGGAGAGGAAGAUUAAGCAUGAAAACGAUGGCGUGCAGUUUCCUUACCAUGGACUGUCCUCGCCUGGUUCUCUUAAGAAGCCGGGAAAGUUCGAUUUCAGCGCGCUGUCGGCCCAGACGAGAUCGCCCCGCAUGGCGUUCACCCACCACCCGCUGCCAGUGCUGGCGGGCGUGAGACCAGGGAGCCCCCGUGCCUCUGCCUCGGCCCUGCACUUCCCCUCCCCAUCCAUCAUCCAGCAGUCCAGCCCCUACUUCACCCACCCCACCAUCCGCUACCACCACCACCCCGGACAGGACCCCCUAAAGGAGUUUGUGCAGUUUGUCUGCUCUGACGGCUCGGGACAGCCCAGCGGACAGCCAAACGGGAGCGGCCAGAGCAAAAUGCCGGGCUCCUUCUUGCUGCCUCCACCUCCCCCUGUGGCCCGCCCAGUGCCCCUCCCCAUGCCCGACUCUAAACCCUGCAGCACACCCCCCGACGGCGGACUCACCUCACCCGCAUCUCCGUCAUACUCCUCGCCAGGCUCCACAGCUCCCAACAGGUUUGUCAGCAUCGGAUCACGGGACAACAACUUUCUGAACAUCCCCCAGCAGACGCAGUCUUGGUUCCUCUGACAAGACCUGCGUGAAGCAAACCACAAAAAUUCUGUAUGGAAAAUCUAAAGAUAAAUUAAACAAACCGCUCUCCUGCCCUUCUAGCACAGAUGAAAAACAGAAAAUACCUGCAUGAUUUUAACAGGAAAAUAAUCUCAGCUCCAUGAACAAAGCAAAAAAAAAAACCCCAGAGGAAAAAACAUUGUUAUGAGAAAAAUGUCAUUCAGAAGAGGAAGAGGAAGAUGAGGAGCCAUCUUGGAGAGCAGUAAAAGCAACCGGAAAAUCUCCCCGUUCUUUUCCUUUUAGUAAUGAGGCACACUGGCUGAAAAAUCCUGAAAACCCGCAUGUGCAAAAGAUAAAACAAUACUAUGGUCUGAAAUACUACUAUUCGAGGUUUUAAAAGAACCUCGAAUUGAGAAAAUCAGAUAAGAGAUAAAUCACACAGUCAGUAUUUGGGUAGCACCAUUUUAGCUGUUCACUGUCAUCCCUUCAAAUACGCCACCGUCCAACAACCAAGUCCUGACGUGAUUGGUUGGAGAGAAUGAACAGCACGUCAUAUUUCGCUGCAGUUGAGAAGAACUCCUGAACCCCAUUUUAAUCAGCCAAUCACGGCGGCAUUUAAUGUUGAGACACCUGCACUAAUUGACAGAUCUCUGCUUAUCCGUCAAACAGUGAUUGGCUGAAUUCAGAAUAAGUGACUGCAGAGGCAUAGCCAACAAAAGCAGGAAUGUGCCGCCACAUCCACAACCCGCCACAACAAAUCAUGUUAACACUAAUCGUGUGCAAUUACAUCCCUCCUCAAAUGCACUAUUGGAACAAAUGAGGGAUAGAAGCAAUUUUGCACAUCAGUGGGGGGAAAAAGCGAUGAUGUUAAAAGAGCAAACCUAAUUAAACAAAGCUUUUUUUCUGCAGCGACACGCCUCCAUAGCAACAUUCACUCCAACCAAUCAGCCGAGCCGCGGCCAGCCAGGUCUGGCACCUCCCCCCUCUCUGGGUGCACUCAGCAAGCACACAGUCUCACCAGCAGCAGGUGAGGCUCUGCUCCCAUCCCCACCACUCAGGGCUGCCCUGCCAAGACCACCACACACACGACCCCCCGGGCCUCAGCCACACGCACACACACGCACACGCACGACCCCCCGGGCCUCAGCCACACGCGCACACACGCACACGCACGACCCCCCGGGCCUCAGCCACACGCGCACACACGCACACGCACGACCCCCCGGGCCUCAGCCACACCAUGGAGUUACACCUCCAACACAACGUUAAACACACACACGCGCACACACACACACACACAGGCACGACCCCCCGGGCCUCAGCCACACGCACACACACACACACACACACACACGCACACACACGACCCCCUGGGCCUCAGCCACACCUUGGAGUUACACCUCCAACACAACAUUAAACACACACACACACUCACACACGCACACACAGACACACACACACUCACACACAUACACACACACACACACUCACACACACACACAAGCACGCACACGCGCAUGUCAGAACACUAACCCAAGCCUUGCAUUGCACUCAGAUCUUCUCUCCUCCCACCAGAGUUGGUCUUUAGACGUCAGUACAGUACCACUGACUUCUAAUAACUGGAAAGCAGUGCGUGUGGUGAGGCAAGUCUCGUACUUGCUUUUCCUCAUGUAGUGUCGUGCCGUUGAGUAGGGCAUGGCGCGGCUAUGGUCAGCAGAACAUCUAUCUCCCAACAUUACACAGCAAGUAGGGCAUGCAGGAGAGAGCCAGGAGCAGUAGCGGAGCCCGGCUCCCCUCUGCUGCCCAAGCCCAGACUGGAACAGCAAGGUGUCCGCAGCUUCCUCACACAGGUUCUCCUUUCAUUCGUCCUGAUUGGAGUUUUUCUUCUUUUUUUCAAUGCUGGAUUAGGUUUUAUUUUAUUUUUUGCUUGGUUUAUUGGGUUUAUUUCACCUUAGAUUUUCUCUUCACCGUAGUUUUAUUGUGUUCUUUUUUUGGUUUAAUUUGCAGGAUGAUACCAUACUCUAAACUCACUUCAGACAUCCAUGUUUUGGUUUUUUCAGUUCAUCUGCUCAGACUCCUCCCACAUGCUCUUAGGAGCACCUCUCACAGCUCUGGGAUUGGCCGGGGGUCAGCGGGACGCAGGGGCGACUGCUCUGGCAGCCAAUCACAUGUGUGACACAGGUGGGGCUUGUGGCAGCCUGACCGGGGGUCUCCAGGGCUGUGUGCUACAGAACACAGAGGGGGGGUCUCUGCUCUCACGAAGCCCCCCUCCGCCCCUUCUCCCCAGUAACGUUUACACUUGUUUACAUUCCCAGACGCCCACGUUCCAAGAACUGGAUGAAACUGUGGAACAAAAGCCUGUUUUUGAUUUUUUUUUUUUUUUCCAUUUUGUGAGGACAAAGUGGGAGAUCUCUGAGUUGAAUCAUAGUUUAUUUUCGGGGGGUUGGGGGGGGCUGUCUGCCGCUGCCCCAGGCCACACAGCGAUUGGCUGUCACCGCGGUGAUCCGCCCGUGCCCCCACGCCCUGCCCUGCCCCCCUCCAUCGCUGUGUUUCAGAGAGAGGGGACCCCAAACUACCCUCUCUUCCUCUUCCCCUGUCGCCACCACUCACCCACAGAGCAAACAGCCCAACACAAUCUCUCACAAACACACCCACCUCUAGCACAGCCCUGCAUUGACUUGCCUUUCUCAUUGUACCCAAACCACACACCGGUCACUACACACAGUUUAACUCACACACAAACCACACACUACACACAGUUUAACUCACACACAAACCACACACUACUGUUUCCAGCACAGUUUAACUCACACACAAGCCACACACCGGUCACUACUGUACCCAGAACAGCUUAACUCACACACAAGCCACACACCGGUCACUACUGUACCCAGAACAGCUUAACUCACACACAAGCCACACACCGGUCACUACUGUACCCAGAACAGCUUAACUCACACACAAGCCACACACCGGUCACUACUGUACCCAGCACAGCUUAACUCAAGACAAAAACAAAAACAAAACAGUCACAACAGGAAAAUCAAACAUGCGCACACACACACACACACACACAGACGCACACUUACGCGCACAUACACACACACAUAACCCUGAAUCACAGUAGGGAAGCCUUGAUUUUAUUUUCAGUUCUCCAAACUGCCUUUUUCAUUGAUUUGAGAUUUGUUGUUAGUGUGAGAGAAAUUUUGAAUGCUUAUCUCAUGAAAAGCAAAAUAAUCAAACCACUGACCUCACAAAAUAACUGGACUGCCAAGCCGUGGGUUUUCAUUGCAGGGACAGACUGCUGCCUCCUCAGCAUCAUAGAAAAUUAGCUCCACUGCAUAAGGAUUAUAUUGACAAUGGUGAUUUCUUUUUUAAUCUAUGGAAGUGCCUCUGUAUUCCCUUUAUGCAAUUUGUUAACAUGAAUUCAGGUUCUUUUUCACACAUAAGCUAUAGAGAAUGGUCAAAUGUUAUGUCUCAGAAUCACUGGUUAAACCAGUGACUGAUCACUAAAGGAGAUUGCAAACAUCUUUAUAUAUACAUAUAUAUAAUAUACAUAUAUAUUUAUGAACAUAUACUCUUUUCUUUCGCUAUAUAAGCUCUACGGCAGUCUAGUUAUUUUUUGAAGCCUGGCUUUGUCAGUCAGUGACAGCAUCUCUCAAUAUCUGUUCAAAUGUACCAGUACUGACCCACUGAUACACAUAUCCACAAUCUGCAGAAAAAGCAAGAAAAUUCCAUGGCAAAUAAAAAACAUUUCUUUGAAAAAAAUUGAGGGUAGAAUUGAAGAAAAAGAGUAAAACAGCCUACUUUGUUUUGUUUAUUCUUUUUUUUUUGGAUGGAAAGUAUUAUUAUUGAAAAAUAAUGUAUGUCGAUUGAGCCAUGUGCAAUGCAUUGGGUAGAUAAUUGUGUUUGUCUGUUAGAGAUUUUUAAGAAAGUUAAAAGAAAAGAGAGAAAAAAAAAUAUUUUUGUUUCAAGUCCACAAGCUCCGGGACUCUAAAUACGAGAGCGGAGAAAAAAAAAAAAGAAUCCCAGUCUUUGUAAGUUUGGGGGAAAAUUUUUUGAAUUUUUGUUUUGUUUCAUUUUUUUUCCUUUUUAAUGUUUUAUUUGUAAUAAUUUGUUUUUAAAAUGUGGGAGGGCUGAAGGAACAAUUUUACAAAACAUCAAGAAAUUAUAUAUUGCUAGACGAAACUGGUGCUUUUUAUGACAUAAAGUACAUUCAAACUCUAUUAUACAUAAAUAAUAAACAAAAAUAAGCGUUAUCAUAAAGCACAUUUUAGGAAAAGAGCAUUAUUCUUCUUCUAUUCCUCUUUUUGUAUUUACUAAGGGGGGGAGGGGUUCAUCUACUUCUAGGUUGUGACAAAAGGCAUUUUUCCUCAACCUUUACCCAACUUAGAGAGAGGUCAGGAGAGCUUGCAAAUUUAGCGCUAUAAUCCCCCAUAACCACACAAUAGAACAGAGAAGACUGUUUCAAUAGCAAGCUAAACGUAUCCUCCAGUGGCAUGAGUGAACAAUCCCAGAGUUCAGUGGGUCAAGUGUCUGUGAUGAAAGCCAGGUCAGCAUAGCCCAUGCGUUGUGCUGCAGUGUUUGAUGAUCUGAGCUGUACCCAACCCAUCAGUCAUUGUUACCAGAACUGCCCUCCUCAUAUCAUAUCAUCCACAAGAACACUGCCUGUCCAUCUUUUUUUUACAUUUGAAAUGGUCCCCCAAUGAAACACGCUGAGACACAGACAAGAGCUUCCCUGAUUAGGAAGAUGCAUCAAAAAAUGUAAUCCUGUUUAAAAUGUGCCAAUAAAACAGAAAACUGAUCUAAAGAACACAUGCUUGGAGAGAUGGGAGAUGUGAAACGUGAACUGAGUUUUGGUAGAUUUUGUAGACUCCCAUCUCAGAGCAAGCAUUGGCAACAAGCAAAAAAGAGAGAGAUAAUUGAAUUUCACAUUUCACAUUUGGGAACUAAAAGCCCAAAAGAUUUAUUUUAAAAAACGGAACCCCCCUCCCUUCUCUCUCAGCCUUUGAGUGUAAAUGAAAACUGAACAUAAAGUUGUGUUUUGUGAUGUAGUGUAGAUUCUGAGCAUUUAAAGGUUGUCCCUUAAAAGUGCCUUUUGUUCACAGACUCCAUCUUGUAAUCCAGAGCGCCCUUCUAAAAAACCAGUCCCCUCCUUCUUACUGUCCUAUAUCCUCUCCUAGCUUUUCAAAGCCGUAUAUAUAGUACUAAAGGAAAUUGGUGUGAUUUAGUUCUUUUUAUUGUUAAAUGAUAAAAAACCUAAAAAAGCAAAACAAAAAAAAAAUGUAUCUGUCCUUCCUUUCUUGCUUUCUUUCUUUCCUUCCUUCUGGCUUUUCUCCUCUCUUGGACACUGGAGUAGUCUGUAGCUGUGUGUCUGUCUCUGUUUCUCCCCUUCUCUGAACGGAGGGGGUUUUAAAAAAAUGGCAAAAACUUUGUCUGAGCAGAAUGCAGUUAGCUCACAUGUUAUUCUUGUCUGUGCGCUUCACAAUGUAUA